This is a messenger RNA of Fusarium poae, 903 nucleotides long. RefSeq lists its product as uncharacterized. The record is from RefSeq and is a predicted model, not a curated record. NCBI's taxonomy places the organism in Eukaryota, Fungi, Ascomycota, Sordariomycetes, Hypocreales, Nectriaceae. The transcript has 2 exons. The coding region runs from base 1 to 903 and encodes 300 amino acids.
AUGCCCUCGUCGUCGCCUUUUAUCCUUCUUUUGAUCACUCUCAUCCUCGCCUGUGUCUCUUAUCUGAUUUCUUCAGCACGACUUGUCUACUGGCGGCACCGCCAAGCACGGCGGCCGAGAACAGUAGACUCCUCACCAUCACAGACUUACAAGGAACAGCACCCUAGGCGCUAUCUUUGGCGGAUGUCGCUGUUCAUACUUGUUAUAUCUAUGACAACAUCAGCUCUUGCAGUUCCAGCCUUGAUCAAAGGCGACCCUUACACCACGGUACUCGCAGCUUGGAUUAUAGUUGCGAAUUGGUCUCAUGAGGCUAUCAUUUCAACGCUCACAGGGCGGAAAGGCAUGACGAUGUUCAAGCCCCGGCGUAUCUGGUCUGGUUUUAUCAUCGCUGGGGCUUUUCUCAUCGUCGGGGUUACAAUCCGACUACUCGAUAUCUCCAGUUACGGACUCAUAAUCGCAAGGAUAUCGGACAGCGGCUACCACCUUUAUUUCAUCUGGGAAUGGAUCAACGUGGUUGCUGCGAAGGGACAGUUCCAGUCGGGAAAAGAGGCCGGCUUGAUGGUGAAGACCUACCUUAUGGCUCGUAUUGUCUUAACUAUAGCGGCCUCUGUGUUCUUGCUUUCAUCGUCCAAUGAUUUCAACCUCAUGGUGCGCAACAGACCACACGAGCAUAGAGGAAUUAUCGCUGACAUACUCAAGGCUACUGCUACCAUCCGUGGUGCGCACAGUGUAUUAUAUACCAUAUCGCUUGUCCCCGCAGAGUUACAUCGGAGUCCUGAGGUUGAGGUCGAGCUGGAGUCGCACGGGAACAAGUCAACUUCACAGUGGCACCCCGACAAAGACCAAGGCACCCCAGAUUACGCAUUCCGCGUACCUAGUCAAGAAACGCUGGAUACUGUGUGA